AUGAAUCAGUCUUUGCAAGGAUUCGCCGUGGCACCUUGCUCGGUAGCCUCGCAAAAGCAAGAUGUUUUCGCAGAGACGAAGAAAGAACCCCUUCUAGCACACCACGCAGAGCAGUUCUUCUUCCAGGAUGAACUUGCCCUCCUUGUAUUUCUCGCUGGCCUCGUACGCCUUGUCGUAUUUCCAUCCUACCGUUUCUCUGCACUGCCGACAGGCGAUGUCCCGCACAAUAUGCCGACCGGUCGUCAUGCUACGCUCGACAGCCUCAGACUGCGUUAUGUUCACGACGUUAUUGAAAAGGAGCAGGCAAGCAAGCAAACGACGAGAGGGGGGACUCACCCGACUGAUGAUAUCAUCGUAGUCAGCAAGGUGCGUUUUGCACUGCUUGCAUCCGAAGAUUUUGUUGGAGGUGAGGUACACGUUGUAUGCAAGACCCAUUAUGAUCUUUCCUCGGCGUUCUUCCCGCUGCCGCCCGUUGAGGGUACGCCCUGGUAUGUGAGCUCGAACAAGUCCAAGGUAGGAGCAGGUGAUCGUGGAAUCGAUCCAAAGGUUUAUGUGGCAGAGGGGAAAAGAACAAGAAAAGUGGGUUUCUUCUUCUGGAAGUUCCUUCUCGCCUGA
Messenger RNA from Aspergillus affinis, 615 nucleotides. Its product is annotated as yippee-like protein. The transcript is spliced from 2 exons. Bases 1 to 615 code for a protein of 204 amino acids. Lineage: Eukaryota; Fungi; Ascomycota; Eurotiomycetes; Eurotiales; Aspergillaceae. The record is from RefSeq and is a predicted model, not a curated record.